UUUGAAUAAUUCUUGUGAUUUGUCUCGAGUUCAAAAUGGCGGCCGGAAAUGUUACACACAAGUACUGUUCAACAAAUAUUAAAAAUUCUCUGAAUCCACGAAUAAUUUUAUUAUUUAGUGGGAAAAGGAAAUCUGGCAAGGAUUUUAUUACGAAUAUAUUGCAGGAAAGAAUUGGUUUUGAUAGUAGCGUUAUUAUUAAAUUAUCAGGGCCAAUUAAAUCUCAUUGGGCUAAAUCUUUGAAUCUCGAUAUCGAUGAACUGUUGGGAGAUGGAGAAUAUAAAGAAAAUUACCGCCUUGAAAUGGCUAAAUGGGGUGAGAGUGUUAGAAACCAAGAUUAUGGUUAUUUUUGUCGUGCAGCCAUAGAUAUGUAUAAUGCACAUGACAAACCAAUAUGGAUAGUGAGUGAUGUACGAAGGAAAACUGAUAUACAAUGGUUUAUGGAAAAUUUUCAAGGCAUAGCUAAAACAAUUCGUAUUGUAUCGGAUGAUGAUACAAGAAAAAAACGUGGAUGGUUCUUUGUCCCAGGUAUAGAUGAUUCGGAAACAGAGUGCAAUUUGGAUGAUGUGUCUACCUGGGAUUUGGAAGUUAUAAAUAACGACGAUAAUAUAGAUUCAGUGUUGCAGCAAGUAUUAAAAUUAAUAAGCUAGCCGGUUAAACGAAAAAUAUUUCUACACAUACGUGCAC
Messenger RNA from Nomia melanderi (Alkali bee), 684 nucleotides. RefSeq names its product Phosphomevalonate kinase (gene Pmvk). Gene Ontology annotation, molecular function: phosphomevalonate kinase activity. Gene Ontology annotation, biological process: isopentenyl diphosphate biosynthetic process, mevalonate pathway; cholesterol biosynthetic process. Gene Ontology annotation, cellular component: cytoplasm. Lineage: Eukaryota; Metazoa; Arthropoda; Insecta; Hymenoptera; Halictidae. The record is from RefSeq and is a predicted model, not a curated record.